ACAAGUCCUUGAACAAUUCAACCUCUCAAAAUUACCAUUGUUUCUCAAGGUAAUAGACUCAAUACUUUUAUAUGUGGAGCUACCAAAUUCAAUCACCUGUGGCUGUUACACUUCUAUAAUCUGUCGAAGAAAAUCCUGCAUAGCAAAUAGAUCACUGAUCAAUAAGUAUGUCUCGUUGUAAAAUAUUGAUUGAUUUGCGUUUCAAUAUUAAUUAUUCCGUAUUCAGUUUCUGACUAGAUUUGAUAUAUUCAACCAGCUUUAUAUGCCAGUUGCCUGGCUGGAAACUUAGUGGAACAGCUUUGGGGGUUUGCCUCGCCUGCUGCAAUUGCAUUGCUUCAUCCAAGUCUUCUCCCUGUUGCAGCAAUGGGUUUUGCUGCUAAGGUUGCUGUCAUUGUGGGAGGUCCAGUGGUUGGCAAGCUUAUGGAUCAUUUUCCCAGGGUACCUGCAUUUAAUUGUCUGACCAUUGUUCAGGCAGUUGCUCAGCUGUUAUCAGUCUUAGUGAUCACUCAUGCCCACAGCUUCCAUGACACAUCUUCAAACUUUCUUUUCCGGCCUUGGUUUGCUUUACUUGCUUUUGCUGGGGCAGUUGAAAGGCUAUCUGGACUGGCUCUGGGGGUUGCUGUUGAACGUGAUUGGGUUGUUUUGUUAGCAGGUACCAAUCGGCCAGUUGCUCUUGCACAAGCAAAUGCUAUUCUUAGUCGAAUUGAUCUCUUGUGUGAGGUUGCUGGAGCAGCACUCUUUGGCUUCUUUCUGUCCAGAUAUGAGCCUGUAAAAUGCUUAGGGUUUGCUGCUACUUUAAUGAUAGGAGCAUUGCCUAUUGUGAUCCUUUCGACAUGGCUAACCAACAAACUUUCUCAUGGGGUUCUUGACCGUGCUAAAUCUAUACAAGCUUGCUGCACUUGCCACUCCAACGGUUCUUUUUUGGAUACUGAAAGUAUAGCGGGGAUGAGUCUAAAAGCCAUCAAGCAUGGGUGGGUUGAAUAUAUCCAGCAGCCUGUUCUUCCAGCAAGCAUAGCUUCUGUGUUACUAUGCUUCAAUGUUGUUCUUGCUCCCGGUUGUUUAAUGACUGCAUUCUUAACACAGCGUGGCCUAAAUCCAUCCAUCAUAGGAAGCUUUAGUGCAUUGAGUGCAUUCAUGGGAAUUGCAGCUACUUUUGGGUCUGCGCAGAUGGUCAAGAGAUUUGGCAUCUUAAAGGCUGGAGCAGCUUCUCUGAUAUUGCAGGCAUCACUUUUAAGCACUGCUGUAGUUGUCUAUAGGACUGGAUCCCUUACUCGGCAGACACAACUUCUCUUCUUCUUGGGUCUGAUAGUGAGUCGGUUAUCACUUGCUAUUAUUACAGUUAUUUUUUUGUUUUAAAAAGAAUCACCUAUUUCCAUCAUGUCUGAUGGAGCUAAAGAUUCACUUUUUUUGGCUUUGGAGUAUGAUGGAAUAAAGCAAAAUGGCUCUUUAAAUUACCUGUGCUUCUUUUGAUAGCCAAGUAGCAGUUAGUCAAUGCAACUUUUGAUGCUCAUCAUGGGUCAUCUGGAAACAGCCGCUCUAUGUCCUAAACAUAGUGGUCAGGCUGAUACAUCCGCCUCCCCCUUACCUCGCAAUGAGUGGGAGCCUUUGAGGCACUGGGGUAAUGUUGUUGUUUGUUUAAAAAAGCAUCACCUAUUGGUCAUCAACUUUCCUGUAAGUUUAAAACUGAAAAUUUUCAAAUAAACCAAAUAACUGAUCUUUUAGAACACGAUAACUGAUAUCAAAAACCAAAUUUUCGAAAGGUUUGGUCUUCAGAGGUCUUCCGAAAACAGCAUCUCUACUCUAAUGGGUAGUGAUAAGGUCUGCGUACAUCUACGUCUCCCAGAUCCCAUUUUUAGGAUUUACUAGGUUGUACCAAAAUUUUGAAUCUAACUAAAUGUCAAAUUUGAUUAUGAUUACCUAUUCCCAGU
Messenger RNA from Cuscuta campestris, 1928 nucleotides. Lineage: Eukaryota; Viridiplantae; Streptophyta; Magnoliopsida; Solanales; Convolvulaceae. The record is from the annotation of a GenBank genome assembly.